UGCUUUUGGCCAGUUCACUUGCGUACGCCGUGAAAUCAACACGCACCAGGAAUCCAUCGGACUAUCAAAUCCGAUCCCAUCCAAACAAAUUCAAUUCCACCGAAAGCGAAAUCUCAAUUGAGCGCCAUGGAGUGCAACAAUCGCCUACUGCUGAAAAUCAUUGAGCUGGCCAUCGCCAUAGCCUGCAUUGUCAUGUACACGACAGUUGGCAAUCUGUCCGUCUACCCUGUGCUAGUGGCUGGUACCAUUGGUGGCUAUGCGGUCGUCUGCGGCAUUCUGCUGAUCGGACACGUGAUCAACUCGCUGGUGGAGAAGCGUCUUAAUGCUUUGUUCUCGCUGGUUGGCUGCCUGCUGUUCGUGGCCUCUGGAGCUCUGGUGAUCGAUGAGUGGCACAACAGCUUCCCGGAUACCGAUAGGAAGCGUCAGGCUGUCGGUGCCGGAUCCCUGAUGAUCAUCAAUGCUGCUGUCUUCCUCCUGGACACCCUCUGCAUCUGCCGGACGUAAAGAUUCCGUUCCGUUGCUCUACUUACUGUUUACUGGUUUUUUUUUUUUUUUUGCAAAUCGAAUAACUCCCAAAAGUGGAGAACAACAACAAACAAGAAUCUAAAUGUUAACAUAUACAUAUAUAUAACAUUUUUUUUAUCUGUGUGUAAAAGCAUUUUAUAUACUAUAUACAUUUUUGUACGUGUCCUAAGCUAAACUCCGAUAUACGCACGCUGAUUGUUUACAGGAAUCCAUUAAAUACAAAUAUGCACACAUA
Drosophila eugracilis is the source of this 760-nucleotide messenger RNA. RefSeq lists its product as uncharacterized. Gene Ontology annotation, biological process: septate junction assembly. The record is from RefSeq and is a predicted model, not a curated record. Bases 127 to 504 code for a protein of 125 amino acids. The transcript is spliced from 3 exons. Lineage: Eukaryota; Metazoa; Arthropoda; Insecta; Diptera; Drosophilidae.